This is a messenger RNA of Rana temporaria (common frog), 35459 nucleotides long. RefSeq lists its product as uncharacterized. NCBI's taxonomy places the organism in Eukaryota, Metazoa, Chordata, Amphibia, Anura, Ranidae. The record is from RefSeq and is a predicted model, not a curated record. The transcript has 61 exons. Bases 16 to 35241 code for a protein of 11741 amino acids.
AUCCAUGUAGGAGUAAUGGAUAAUGAUGGUGGACGUAGUUUAGUUCACAAGACAGAUGGGCGUAAAACAUAUGACGGUUCCAUUAACAAUGGAGUGAAAUCAAGUAAAUGUGGUCCCUGGCCUAAAUCAUUUGAAUUCUACAUGCUUUCCUCAAGUUCAGAAUCCUUUAGUUCAGAAUCCUCUAGUUCAGAAUCCUAUAGUUCAGAAUCCUAUGAAGAAUCCUAUGAAGAAUCCUAUGAAGAAUCCUACGAAGAAUCCUACGAAGAAUCAUCUGAAGAAUCAUCCGAAGAAUCUUCUGAAGAAUCUUCUGAAGAAUCAUCUGAAGAAUCAUCUGAAGAAUCAUCUGAAGAAUCUUCUGAAGAAUCUCAAUCUAUUUCUGCUUCCAGCUCAUCAGAAGAAGAAGACUGGCCAAGUGAAGAAGAGGAACAACCACAUUAUACAUCCAAAACAAACAAAGGACAAAGGCCUGGCAGAAAAAAUAAACAAAAGAAAACCUCAGAUAAAAUCAAAACAACUAAUCCAAACAACAAACACAGGACUAGAAAGGACCAAGGACUAGAUGAAGACUCACCAAGUGAUGAAGAUGUGAAGUCACUGGAUACAAAGAAACUAAAAAAAAAGCGCAGGACAACUGGUAAGCCAAAAACACCUGGAAGUAAAAAGCCCCAAGAUACAAAUCAAGAAUCAAAUAGACACAAAAAAACUGAUCCAAACAAAACACAUAAUAGUGGAAAGCCAAAAGGAAAAUACUACAGACCAGAUGAAGAUACUCCAAAUAAUGAAGAGGAUCCAAAGAAACCAAAUGAUAGACUAGGGCCAAAUAGAAAACCCAAAAAGCCUGUAACUCAAAAGCCAACCGGAAAAGACCAAAAAACAGAUAAAGAAUCACCAAGUAAUGAAAAGGAUGACCCACUGGAUCCAAACGAAACAAAUGAUGGGCAAAAGCCAAUAAGAAAUCCCGGAAAAUCUGGUACAAAACGACCACGUGAUCCAAAUCAACCCUCAGAUGGACGCGAACCAACUGAUCCAGACAAAAAACCUGCCACUAGAUAUCCAACUAGAAAAGGCAAAACACCUGGUGAAGAAUCAACAAGUGAUGAAAAGGAUGACCCACUGGUUCCAAACGAAGGAAAUGAUGGGCAAAAGCCAAUAAGAAAUCCCGGAAAAUCUGGUACAAAACGACCACAUGAUCCAAAUCAACCCUCAGAUGGACGCGAACCAACUGAUCAAGACGAAAUACCCGGCACUAGACAUCCAACCGGAAAAGACAAAAGACCAGAUAAAGAAUCGUCAAGUGAUGAAAAGGAUGACCCACUGGAUCCAAACGAGGCAAAUGAUGGGCAAAAGCCAAUAAGAAAUCCCGGAAAAUAUGGUACAAAACUACCACGUGAUCCAAAUCAACCCUCAGAUGAACGCAAACCAACUGAUCAAGACGAAAAACCUGGCACUAGACAUCCAACCGGAAAAGACAAAAGACCUGAUAAAGAAUCACCAAGUGAUGAAAAGGAUGACCCACUGGAUCCAAACGAGGCAAAUGAUGGGCAAAACCCAAUAAGAUAUCCCGGAAAAUCUGGUACAAAACGGCCACAUGAUCCAAAUCAACGCUCAGAUGGACACGAACCAACUGAUCAAGACGAAAAAUCUGGCACUAGACAUCCAACCAGAAAAGACAAAAGACCUGAUAAAGAAUCACCAAGUAAUGAAAAGGAUGACCCACUGAUUCCAAACGAAGCAAUAGGAAAUCCUGGAAAAUCUGGUACAAAACGACCACAAGAUCCAAAUCAACCCUCAGAUGGACGCGAACCAACUGACCCAGACAAAAAAUCUGCCACUAGACAUCCAACCGGAAAAGACAAAAGACCUGGUAAAGAAUCACCAAGUGAUGAAAAGGUAGACCCACUGGUUUCAAACAAAGCAAAUGAUGGGCAAAAUCCAAUAAGAAAUCCCGGAAAACCUGGUACAAAACGGCCACGUGAUCCAAAUCAACCCUCAGAUGGACGCGAACCAACUGAACAAGAUGAAAAACCUGGCACUAGACAUCCAACCGGAAAAGACAAAAGACCUGAUAAAGAAUCACCAAGUGAUGAAAAGGAUGACCCACUGGUUCCAAACGAAGCAAAUGAUGGGCAAAAGCCAAUAAGAAAUCCCGGAAAAUCUGGUACACAACGACCACGUGAUCCAAAUCAACCCUCAGAUGGACGCGAACCAACUGAUCAAGAUGAAAAAUCUGGCACUAGACAUCCAACCAGAGAAGACAAAAGACCUGAUAAAGAAUCACCAAGUGAUGAAAAGGAUGACCCACUGGUUCCAAACAAAGCAAAUGAUGGGCAAAAGCCAAUAAGGAAUCCCGGAAAAUCUGGUACAAAACGACCACAUGAGCCAAAUCAACCCUCAGAUGGACGCGAACCAACUGAUCAAGACGAAAAACCUGGCACUAGACAUCAAACCAGAGAAGACAAAAGACCUGAUAAAGAAUCACCAAGUGAUGAAAAGGAUGACCAACUGGAUCCAAACGAAGCAAAUGAUGGGCAAAAGCCAAUAAGAAAUCCCGGAAAAUCUGGUACAAAACGACCACGUGAUCCAAAUCAACCCUCAGAUGGAAGUGAACCAACUGAUCAAGACGAAAAUCCUGGCACUAGACAUCCAACCGGAAAAGGCAAAAGACCUGAUAAAGAAUCACCAAGUGAUGAAAAGGAUGACCCACUGGAUCCAAACGAAGCAAAUGAUGGGCAAAAGCCAAUAAGAAAUCCCGGUAAAUCAGGUACAAAACGACCACGUGAUCCAAAUCAACCCUCAGAUGGACGCGAACCAACAGAUCAAGACGACAAUCCUGGCACUAGACAUCCAACCAGAAAAGACAAAAGACCUGAUAAAGAAUCACCAAGUGAUGAAAAGGAUGACCCACUGGAUCCAAACAAAGCAAAUGAUGGGCAAAAGCCAAUGAGAAAUCCCGGAAAAUCUGGUACAAAAAGACCACGUGAUCCAAAUCAACCCUCAGAUGGACGUGAACCAACUGAUCAAGACGAAAAACCUGGCACUAGACAUCCAACCGGAAAAGACAAAAAACCUGAUAAAGAAUCACCAAGUGAUGAAAAGGAUGACCCACUGGAUCCAAACGAAGCAAAUGAUGGGCAAAAUCCAAUAAGAAAUCCCGGAAAAUCUGGUACAAAACGACCACGUGAUCCAAAUCAACCCUCUGAUGGACGCGAACCAACUGAUCAAGACGAAAAACCUGGCACUAGACAUCCAACCGGAAAAGGCAAAAGACCUGAUAAAGAAUCACCAAGUGAUGAAAAGGAUGACCCACUGGAUCCAAACGAAGCAAAUGAUGGGCAAAAGCCAAUAAGAAAUCCCGGAAAAUCUGGUACAAAACGACCACGUGAUCCAAAUCAACCCUCAGAUGGACGUGAACCAACUGAUCAAGACGAAAAACCUGGCACUAGACAUCCAACCGGAAAAGACAUAAGACCUGAUAAAGAAUCACCAGGUGAUGAAAAGGAUGACCCACUGGAUCCAAACGAAGCAAAUGAUGGGCAAAAGCCAAUAAGAAAUCCCGGAAAAUCUGGUACAAAACGACCACGUGAUCCAAAUCAACCCUCUGAUGGACGCGAACCAACUGAUCAAGACGAAAAACCUGGCACUAGACAUCCAACCGGAAAAGGCAAAAGACCUGAUAAAGAAUCACCAAGUGAUGAAAAGGAUGACCCACUGGAUCCAAACGAAGCAAAUGAUGGGCAAAAGCCAAUAAGAAAUCCCGGAAAAUCUGGUACAAAACGACCACGUGAUCCAAAUCAACCCUCAGAUGGACGUGAACCAACUGAUCAAGACGAAAAACCUGGCACUAGACAUCCAAACGGAAAAGACAUAAGACCUGAUAAAGAAUCACCAGGUGAUGAAAAGGAUGACCCACUGGAUCCAAACGAAGCAAAUUAUGGGCAAAAGCCAAUAAGAAAUUCCGGAAAAUCUGGUACAAAACGACCACGUGAUCCAAAUCAACCCUCUGAUGGACGCGAACCAACUGAUCAAGACGAAAAACCUGCCACUAGACAUCCAACCGGAAAAGGCAAAAGACCUGAUAAAGAAUCACCAAGUGAUGAAAAGGAUGACCCACUGGAUCCAAACGAAGCAAAUGAUGGGCAAAAGCCAAUAAGAAAUCCCGGAAAAUCUGGUACAAAACAACCACGUGAUCCAAAUCAACCCUCUGAUGGACGCGAACCAACUGAUCAAGACGAAAAACCUGGCACUAGACAUCCAACCGGAAAAGGCAAAAGACCUGAUAAAGAAUCACCAAGUGAUGAAAAGGAUGACCCACUGGAUCCAAACGAAGCAAAUGAUGGGCAAAAGCCAAUAAGAAAUCCCGGAAAAUCUGGUACAAAACGACCACGUGAUCCAAAUCAACCCUCAGAUGGACGUGAACCAACUGAUCAAGACGAAAAACCUGGCACUAGACAUCCAAACGGAAAAGACAUAAGACCUGAUAAAGAAUCACCAGGUGAUGAAAAGGAUGACCCACUGGAUCCAAACGAAGCAAAUGAUGGGCAAAAGCCAAUAAGAAAUUCCGGAAAAUCUGGUACAAAACGACCACGUGAUCCAAAUCAACCCUCUGAUGGACGCGAACCAACUGAUCAAGACGAAAAACCUGGCACUAGACAUCCAACCGGAAAAGGCAAAAGACCUGAUAAAGAAUCACCAAGUGAUGAAAAGGAUGACCCACUGGAUCCAAACGAAGCAAAUGAUGGGCAAAAGCCAAUAAGAAAUCCCGGAAAAUCUGGUACAAAACAACCACGUGAUCCAAAUCAACCCUCUGAUGGACGCGAACCAACUGAUCAAGACGAAAAACCUGGCACUAGACAUCCAACCGGAAAAGGCAAAAGACCUGAUAAAGAAUCACCAAGUGAUGAAAAGGAUGACCCACUGGAUCCAAACGAAGCAAAUGAUGGGCAAAAGCCAAUAAGAAAUCCCGGAAAAUCUGGUACAAAACGACCACGUGAUCCAAAUCAACCCUCAGAUGGACGUGAACCAACUGAUCAAGACGAAAAACCUGGCACUAGACAUCCAACCGGAAAAGACAAAAGACCUGAUAAAGAAUCACCAGGUGAUGAAAAGGAUGACCCACUGGAUCCAAACGAAGCAAAUGAUGGGCAAAAGCCAAUAAGAAAUCCCGGAAAUUCUGGUACAAAACGACCACGUAAUACAAAUCAACCCUCAGAUGGACGUGAACCAACUGAUCAAGACGAAAAACCUGGCACUAGACAUCCAACCGGAAAAGACAUAAGACCUGAUAAAGAAUCACCAGGUGAUGAAAAGGAUGACCCACUGGAUCCAAACGAAGCAAAUGAUGGGCAAAAGCCAAUAAGAAAUCCCGGAAAAUCUGGUACAAAACGACCACGUGAUCCAAAUCAACCCUCUGAUGGACGCAAACCAACUGAUCAAGACGAAAAACCUGGCACUAGACAUCCAACCGGAAAAGGCAAAAGACCUGAUAAAGAAUCACCAAGUGAUGAAAAGGAUGACCCACUGGAUCCAAACGAAGCAAAUGAUGGGCAAAAGCUAAUAAGAAAUCCCGGACAAUCUGGUACAAAACGACCACGUGAUCCAAAUCAACCCUCAGAUAGACGCAAACCAACUGAUCCAGACAAAAAACCUGUUACUAGAAAUCCAACUAAAAAAGGAGAAAGACCUGGAGAAGAAUCCCCAAGUGAUGAAACGGAAGACCCACUGGAUCCAAACGAGGCAAAUGAUGGGCAAAAGCCAAUAAGAAAUCCCGGAAAAUCUGGUACAAAACGACCACGUGAUCCAAACCAACCCUCAGAUGGACGCGAACCAACUGAUCAAGACGAAAAACCUGGCACUAGACAUCCAACCGGAAAAGACAAAAGACCUGAUAAAGAAUCACCAAGGGAUGAAAAGGAUGACCCACUGGAUCCAAACGAAGCAAAUGAUGGGCAAAAGCCAAUAAGAAAUCCCGGAAAAUCUGGUACAAAACGACCACGUGAUCCAAAUCAACCCUCUGAUGGACGUGAACCAACUGAUCAAGAUGAAAAAACUGCCACUAGAUAUCCAACUAGAAAAGGCAAAAUACCUGGUGAAGAAUCAACAAGUGAUGAAAAGGAUGACCCACUGGUUCCAAACAAAGCAAAUGAUGGGCAAAAGCCAAUAAGAAAUUCCGGAAAAUCUGGUACAAAACUACCACGUGAUCCAAAUCAACCCUCAGAUGGACGCGAACCAACGGAUCAAGACGAAAAUCCUGACACUAGACAUCCAACCAGAAAAGACAAAAGACCUGAUAAAGAAUCACCAAGUAAUGAAAAGGACGACCCACUGGUUCCAAGCGAAGAAAAUGAUGGGCAAAAGCCAAUAAGAAAUCCCGGAAAAUCUGGUACAAAACGACCACGUGAUCCAAAUCAACCCUCAGAUGGACGUGAACCAACUGAUCAAGACGAAAAACUUGGCACUAGACAUCCAACCGGAAAAGACAAAAGACCUGAUAAAGAAUCACCAAGUGAUGAAAAGGAUGACCCACUGGAUCCAAACGAAGCAAAUGAUGGGCAAAAGCCAAUAAGAAAUCCCGGAAAAUCUGGUACAAAACGACCACGUGAUCCAAAUCAACCCUCAGAUGGACGCGAACCAACGGAUCAAGACGAAAAUACUGGCACUAGACAUCCAACCAGAAAAGACAAAAGACCUGAUAAAGAAUCACCAAGUGAUGAAAAGGAUGACCCACUGGAUCCAAACGAGGCAAAUGAUGGGCAAAAGCCAAUAAGAAAUCCCGGAAAAUCUGGUACAAAACGACCACGUGAUCCAAAUCAACCCUCUGAUGGACGCGAACCAACUGAUCAAGACGAAAAACCUGGCACUAGACAUCCAACCGGAAAAGGCAAAAGACCUGAUAAAGAAUCACCAAGUGAUGAAAAGGAUGACCCACUGGAUCCAAACGAAGCAAAUGAUGGGCAAAAGCCAAUAAGAAAUCCCGGAAAAUCUGGUACAAAACGACCACGUGAUCCAAAUCAACCCUCAGAUAGACGCAAACCAACUGAUCCAGACAAAAAACCUGCAACUAGAUAUCCAACUAAAAAAGGCGAAAGACCUGGUGAAGAAUCCCCAAGUGAUGAAACGGAUGACCCACUGGUACCAAAUGAACCAAAUGAUGGGCAAAAUCCAAUAAGAAAUCCCGGAAAAUCUGGUACAAAACGACCACGUGAUCCAAAUCAACCCUCAGAUGGAAGUGAACCAACUGAUCAAGACGAAAAACCUGGCACUAGACAUCCAACCGGAAAAGACAAAAGACCUGAUAAAGAAUCACCAAGUGAUGAAAAGGAUGACCCACUGGAUCCAAACAAAGCAAAUGAUGGGCAAAAGCCAAUAAGAAAUCCCGGAAAAUCUGGUACAAAACGACCACGUGAUCCAAGUCAACCCUCAGAUGGACGUGAACCAACUGAUCAAGACGAAAAACCUGGCACUAGACAUCCAACCGGAAAAGGCAAAAGACCUGAUAAAGAAUCACCAAGUGAUGAAAAGGAUGACCCACUGGAUCCAAACGAAGCAAAUGAUGGGCAAAAGCCAAUAAGAAAUCCCGGAAAAUCUGGUACAAAACGACCACGUGAUCCAAAUCAACCCUCUGAUGGACGCGAACCAACUGAUCUAGACGAAAAACCUGGCACUAGACAUCCAACCGGAAAAGGCAAAAGACCUGAUAAAGAAUCACCAAGUGAUGAAAAGGAUGACCCACUGGAUCCAAAUGAAGCAAAUGAUGGGCAAAAGCCAAUAAGAAAUCCGGGAAAAUCUGGUACAAAACGACCACGUGAUCCAAAUCAACCCUCAGAUAGACGCAAACCAACUGAUCCAGACAAAAAACCUGCUACUAGAUAUCCAACUAAAAAAGGCGAAAGACCUGGUGAAGAAUCCCCAAGUGAUGAAACGGAUGACCCACUGGUACCAAAUGAACCAAAUGAUGGGCAAAAUCCAAUAAGAAAUCCCGGAAAAUCUGGUACAAAACGUCCACGUGAUCCAAAUCAACCCUCAGAUGGACGUGAACCAACUGAUCAAGACGAAAAACCUGGCACUAGACAUCCAACCGGAAAAGGCAAAAGACCUGAUAAAGAAUCACCAAGUGAUGAAAAGGAUGACCCACUGGAUCCAAACGAAGCAAAUGAUGGGCAAAAGCCAAUAAGAAAUCCCGGAAAAUCUGGUACAAAACGACCACGUGAUCCAAGUCAACCCUCAGAUGGACGUGAACCAACUGAUCAAGACGAAAAACCUGGCACUAGACAUCCAACCGGAAAAGGCAAAAGACCUGAUAAAGAAUCACCAAGUGAUGAAAAGGAUGACCCACUGGAUACAAACGAAGCAAAUGAUGGGCAAAAGCCAAUAAGAAAUCCCGGAAAAUCUGGUACAAAACGACCACGUGAUCCAAAUCAACCCUCAGAUGGAAGCGAACCAACGGAUCAAGAUGAAAAUCCUGGCACUCGACAUCCAACCAGAAAAGACAAAAGACCUGAUAAAGAAUCACCAAGUGAUGAAAAGGAUGACCCACUGGAUCCAAACGAAGCAAAUGAUGGGCAAAAGCCAAUAAGAAAUCCCGGAAAAUCUGGUACAAAACGUCCACGUGAUCCAAAUCAACCCUCAGAUGGACGUGAACCAACUGAUCAAGACGAAAAACCUGGCACUAGACAUCCAACCGGAAAAGGCAAAAGACCUGAUAAAGAAUCACCAAGUAAUGAAAAGGACGACCCACUGGUUCCAAACAAAGAAAAUGAUGGGCAAAAGCCAAUAAGAAAUCCCGGAAAAUCUGGUACAAAACGACCACGUGAUCCAAAUCAACCCUCAGAUGGACGUGAACCAACUGAUCAAGACGAAAAACCUGGCACUAGACAUCCAACCGGAAAAGACAAAAGACCUGGUAAAGAAUUACCAAGUGAUGAAAAGGAUGACCCACUGGAUUCAAACGAAGCAAAUGAUGGGCAAAAGCCAAUAAGAAAUCCCGGAAAAUCUGGUACAAAACGUCCACGUGAUCCAAAUCAACCCUCAGAUGGACGCGAACCAACUGAUCAAGACGAAAAACCUGGCACUAGACAUCCAACCGGAAAAGGCACAAGACCUGAUAAAGAAUCACCAAGUGAUGAAAAGGAUGACCCACUGGAUCCAAACGAAGCAAAUGGUGGGCAAAAGCCAAUAAGAAAUCCCGGAAAAUCUGGUACAAAACGACCACGUGAUCCAAAUCAACCCUCAGAUAGACGCAAACCAACUGAUCCAGACAAAAAACCUUCUACUAGAUAUCCAACUAAAAAAGGCGAAAGACCUGGUGAAGAAUCCCCAAGUGAUGAAACGGAUGACCCACUGGUACCAAAUGAACCAAAUGAUGAGCAAAAUCCAAUAAGAAAUCCAGGAAAAUCUGGUACAAAACGACCACGUGAUCCAAAUCAACCCUCAGAUGGACGUGAACCAACUGAUCAAGACGAAAAACCUGGCACUAGACAUCCAACCGGAAAAGACAAAAGACCUGAUAAAGAAUCACCAAGUGAUGAAAAGGAUGACCCACUGGAUCCAAACAAAGCAAAUGAUGGGCAAAAGCCAAUAAGAAAUCCCGGAAAAUCUGGUACAAAACGACCACGUGAUCCAAAUCAACCCUCAGAUGGACGUGAACCAACUGAUCAAGAUGAAAAACCUGGCACUAGACAUCCAAUCGGAAAAGACAAAAGACCUGAUAAAGAAUCACCAAGUGAUGAAAAGGAUGACCCACUGGAUCCAAACGAAGCAAAUGAUGGGCAAAAGCCAAUAAGAAAUCCCGCAAAAUCUGGUACAAAACGUCCACGUGAUCCAAAUCAACCCUCUGAUGGACGCCAACCAACUGAUCAAGACGAAAAACCUGGCACUAGACAUCCAACCGGAAAAGGCAAAAGACCUGAUAAAGAAUCACCAAGUGAUGAAAAGGAUGACCCACUGGAUCCAAACGAAGCAAAUGAUGGGCAAAAGCCAAUAAGAAAUCCCGGAAUAUCUGGUACAAAACGACCACGUGAUCCAAAUCAACCCUCAGAUAGACGCAAACCAACUGAUCCAGACAAAAAACCUGCUACUAGAUAUCCAACUAAAAUAGGCGAAAGACCUGGUGAAGAAUCCCCAAGUGAUGAAACGGAUGACCCACUGGUACCAAAUGAACCAAAUGAUGAGCAAAAUCCAAUAAGAAAUCCAGGAAAAUCUGGUACAAAACGACCACGUGAUCCAAAUCAACCCUCAGAUGGACGUGAACCAACUGAUCAAGACGAAAAACCUGGCACUAGACAUCCAAUCGGAAAAGACAAAAGACCUGAUAAAGAAUCACCAAGUGAUGAAAAGGAUGACCCACUGGAUCCAAACGAAGCAAAUGAUGGGCAAAAGCCAAUAAGAAAUCCCGCAAAAUCUGGUACAAAACGUCCACGUGAUCCAAAUCAACCCUCUGAUGGACGCCAACCAACUGAUCAAGACGAAAAACCUGGCACUAGACAUCCAACCGGAAAAGGCAAAAGACCUGAUAAAGAAUCACCAAGUGAUGAAAAGGAUGACCCACUGGAUCCAAACGAAGCAAAUGAUGGGCAAAAGUCAAUAAGAAAUCCCGGAAAAUCUGGUACAAAACGACCACGUGAUCCAAAUCAACCCUCAGAUGGACGUGAACCAACUGAUCAAGACGAAAAACUUGGCACUAGACAUCCAACCGGAAAAGACAAAAGACCUGAUAAAGAAUCACCAAGUGAUGAAAAGGAUGACCCACUGGAUCCAAACGAAGCAAAUGAUGGGCAAAAGCCAAUAAGAAAUCCCGGAAAAUCUGGUACAAAACGACCACGUGAUCCAAAUCAACCCUCAGAUGGACGCGAACCAACGGAUCAAGACGAAAAUACUGGCACUAGACAUCCAACCAGAAAAGACAAAAGACCUGAUAAAGAAUCACCAAGUGAUGAAAAGGAUGACCCACUGGAUCCAAACGAAGCAAAUGAUGGGCAAAAGCCAAUAAGAAAUCCCGGAAAAUCUGGUACAAAACGACCACGUGAUCCAAAUCAACCCUCUGAUGGACGCGAACCAACUGAUCAAGACGAAAAACCUGGCACUAGACAUCCAACCGGAAAAGGCAAAAGACCUGAUAAAGAAUCACCAAGUGAUGAAAAGGAUGACCCACUGGAUCCAAACGAAGCAAAUGAUGGGCAAAAGCCAAUAAGAAAUCCCGGAAAAUCUGGUACAAAACGACCACGUGAUCCAAAUCAACCCUCAGAUAGACGCAAACCAACUGAUCCAGACAAAAAACCUGCAACUAGAUAUCCAACUAAAAAAGGCGAAAGACCUGGUGAAGAAUCCCCAAGUGAUGAAACGGAUGACCCACUGGUACCAAAUGAACCAAAUGAUGGGCAAAAUCCAAUAAGAAAUCCCGGAAAAUCUGGUACAAAACGACCACGUGAUCCAAAUCAACCCUCAGAUGGAAGUGAACCAACUGAUCAAGACGAAAAACCUGGCACUAGACAUCCAACCGGAAAAGACAAAAGACCUGAUAAAGAAUCACCAAGUGAUGAAAAGGAUGACCCACUGGAUCCAAACAAAGCAAAUGAUGGGCAAAAGCCAAUAAGAAAUCCCGGAAAAUCUGGUACAAAACGACCACGUGAUCCAAGUCAACCCUCAGAUGGACGUGAACCAACUGAUCAAGACGAAAAACCUGGCACUAGACAUCCAACCGGAAAAGGCAAAAGACCUGAUAAAGAAUCACCAAGUGAUGAAAAGGAUGACCCACUGGAUCCAAACGAAGCAAAUGAUGGGCAAAAGCCAAUAAGAAAUCCCGGAAAAUCUGGUACAAAACGACCACGUGAUCCAAAUCAACCCUCAGAUGGACGCGAACCAACGGAUCAAGAUGAAAAUCCUGGCACUAGACAUCCAACCAGAAAAGACAAAAGACCUGAUAAAGAAUCACCAAGUGAUGAAAAGGAUGACCCACUGGAUCCAAACGAGGCAAAUGAUGGGCAAAAGCCCAUAAGAAAUCCCGGAAAAUCUGGUACAAAACGACCACGUGAUCCAAAUCAACCCUCUGAUGGACGCGAACCAACUGAUCAAGACGAAAAACCUGGCACUAGACAUCCAACCGGAAAAGGCAAAAGACCUGAUAAAGAAUCACCAAGUGAUGAAAAGGAUGACCCACUGGAUCCAAACGAAGCAAAUGAUGGGCAAAAGCCAAUAAGAAAUCCUGGAAAAUCUGGUACAAAACGUCCACGUGAUCCAAAUCAACCCUCAGAUGGACGUGAACCAACUGAUCAAGACGAAAAACCUGGCACUAGACAUCCAACCGGAAAAGGCAAAAGACCUGAUAAAGAAUCACCAACUAAUGAAAAGGAUGACCCACUGGAUUCAAACGAAGCAAAUGAUGGGCAAAAUCCAAUAAGAAAUCCCGGAAAAUCUGGUACAAAACGACCACGUGAUCCAAAUCAACCCUCUGAUGGACGCGAACCAACUGAUCUAGACGAAAAACCUGGCACUAGACAUCCAACCGGAAAAGGCAAAAGACCUGAUAAAGAAUCACCAAGUGAUGAAAAGGAUGACCCACUGGAUCCAAAUGAAGCAAAUGAUGGGCAAAAGCCAAUAAGAAAUCCGGGAAAAUCUGGUACAAAACGACCACGUGAUCCAAAUCAACCCUCAGAUAGACGCAAACCAACUGAUCCAGACAAAAAACCUGCUACUAGAUAUCCAACUAAAAAAGGCGAAAGACCUGGUGAAGAAUCCCCAAGUGAUGAAACGGAUGACCCACUGGUACCAAAUGAACCAAAUGAUGGGCAAAAUCCAAUAAGAAAUCCCGGAAAAUCUGGUACAAAACGUCCACGUGAUCCAAAUCAACCCUCAGAUGGACGUGAACCAACUGAUCAAGACGAAAAACCUGGCACUAGACAUCCAACCGGAAAAGGCAAAAGACCUGAUAAAGAAUCACCAAGUGAUGAAAAGGAUGACCCACUGGAUCCAAACGAAGCAAAUGAUGGGCAAAAGCCAAUAAGAAAUCCCGGAAAAUCUGGUACAAAACGACCACGUGAUCCAAGUCAACCCUCAGAUGGACGUGAACCAACUGAUCAAGACGAAAAACCUGGCACUAGACAUCCAACCGGAAAAGGCAAAAGACCUGAUAAAGAAUCACCAAGUGAUGAAAAGGAUGACCCACUGGAUACAAACGAAGCAAAUGAUGGGCAAAAGCCAAUAAGAAAUCCCGGAAAAUCUGGUACAAAACGACCACGUGAUCCAAAUCAACCCUCAGAUGGAAGCGAACCAACGGAUCAAGAUGAAAAUCCUGGCACUCGACAUCCAACCAGAAAAGACAAAAGACCUGAUAAAGAAUCACCAAGUGAUGAAAAGGAUGACCCACUGGAUCCAAACGAAGCAAAUGAUGGGCAAAAGCCAAUAAGAAAUCCCGGAAAAUCUGGUACAAAACGUCCACGUGAUCCAAAUCAACCCUCAGAUGGACGUGAACCAACUGAUCAAGACGAAAAACCUGGCACUAGACAUCCAACCGGAAAAGGCAAAAGACCUGAUAAAGAAUCACCAAGUAAUGAAAAGGACGACCCACUGGUUCCAAACAAAGAAAAUGAUGGGCAAAAGCCAAUAAGAAAUCCCGGAAAAUCUGGUACAAAACGACCACGUGAUCCAAAUCAACCCUCAGAUGGACGUGAACCAACUGAUCAAGACGAAAAACCUGGCACUAGACAUCCAACCGGAAAAGACAAAAGACCUGGUAAAGAAUUACCAAGUGAUGAAAAGGAUGACCCACUGGAUUCAAACGAAGCAAAUGAUGGGCAAAAGCCAAUAAGAAAUCCCGGAAAAUCUGGUACAAAACGUCCACGUGAUCCAAAUCAACCCUCAGAUGGACGCGAACCAACUGAUCAAGACGAAAAACCUGGCACUAGACAUCCAACCGGAAAAGGCACAAGACCUGAUAAAGAAUCACCAAGUGAUGAAAAGGAUGACCCACUGGAUCCAAACGAAGCAAAUGGUGGGCAAAAGCCAAUAAGAAAUCCCGGAAAAUCUGGUACAAAACGACCACGUGAUCCAAAUCAACCCUCAGAUAGACGCAAACCAACUGAUCCAGACAAAAAACCUGCUACUAGAUAUCCAACUAAAAAAGGCGAAAGACCUGGUGAAGAAUCCCCAAGUGAUGAAACGGAUGACCCACUGGUACCAAAUGAACCAAAUGAUGAGCAAAAUCCAAUAAGAAAUCCAGGAAAAUCUGGUACAAAACGACCACGUGAUCCAAAUCAACCCUCAGAUGGACGUGAACCAACUGAUCAAGACGAAAAACCUGGCACUAGACAUCCAACCGGAAAAGACAAAAGACCUGAUAAAGAAUCACCAAGUGAUGAAAAGGAUGACCCACUGGAUCCAAACAAAGCAAAUGAUGGGCAAAAGCCAAUAAGAAAUCCCGGAAAAUCUGGUACAAAACGACCACGUGAUCCAAAUCAACCCUCAGAUGGACGUGAACCAACUGAUCAAGAUGAAAAACCUGGCACUAGACAUCCAAUCGGAAAAGACAAAAGACCUGAUAAAGAAUCACCAAGUGAUGAAAAGGAUGACCCACUGGAUCCAAACGAAGCAAAUGAUGGGCAAAAGCCAAUAAGAAAUCCCGCAAAAUCUGGUACAAAACGUCCACGUGAUCCAAAUCAACCCUCUGAUGGACGCCAACCAACUGAUCAAGACGAAAAACCUGGCACUAGACAUCCAACCGGAAAAGGCAAAAGACCUGAUAAAGAAUCACCAAGUGAUGAAAAGGAUGACCCACUGGAUCCAAACGAAGCAAAUGAUGGGCAAAAGCCAAUAAGAAAUCCCGGAAUAUCUGGUACAAAACGACCACGUGAUCCAAAUCAACCCUCAGAUAGACGCAAACCAACUGAUCCAGACAAAAAACCUGCUACUAGAUAUCCAACUAAAAUAGGCGAAAGACCUGGUGAAGAAUCCCCAAGUGAUGAAACGGAUGACCCACUGGUACCAAAUGAACCAAAUGAUGAGCAAAAUCCAAUAAGAAAUCCAGGAAAAUCUGGUACAAAACGACCACGUGAUCCAAAUCAACCCUCAGAUGGACGUGAACCAACUGAUCAAGACGAAAAACCUGGCACUAGACAUCCAAUCGGAAAAGACAAAAGACCUGAUAAAGAAUCACCAAGUGAUGAAAAGGAUGACCCACUGGAUCCAAACGAAGCAAAUGAUGGGCAAAAGCCAAUAAGAAAUCCCGCAAAAUCUGGUACAAAACGUCCACGUGAUCCAAAUCAACCCUCUGAUGGACGCCAACCAACUGAUCAAGACGAAAAACCUGGCACUAGACAUCCAACCGGAAAAGGCAAAAGACCUGAUAAAGAAUCACCAAGUGAUGAAAAGGAUGACCCACUGGAUCCAAACGAAGCAAAUGAUGGGCAAAAGUCAAUAAGAAAUCCCGGAAAAUCUGGUACAAAACGACCACGUGAUCCAAAUCAACCCUCAGAUGGACGUGAACCAACUGAUCAAGACGAAAAACCUGGCACUAGACAUCCAACCGGAAAAGGCAAAAGACCUGAUAAAGAAUCACCAAGUGAUGAAAAGGAUAACCCACUGGAUCCAAACGAAGCAAAUGAUGGGAAAAAGCCAAUAAGAAAUCCUGGAAAAUCUGGUACAAAACGACCACGUGAUCCAAAUCAACCCUCAGAUGGACGCGAACCAACGGAUCAAGACGAAAAUCCUGGCACUAGACUUCCAACCAGAAAAGACAAAAGACCUGAUAAAGAAUCACCAAGUGAUGAAAAGGAUGACCCACUGGAUCCAAACGAAGCAAAUGAUGGGCAAAAGCCAAUAAGAAAUCCCGGAAAAUCUGGUACAAAACGACCACGUGAUCCAAAUCAACCCUCAGAUAGACGCAAACCAACUGAUCAAUACAAAAAACCUGCUACUAGAUAUCCAACUAAAAAAGGCGAAAGACCUGGUGAAGAAUCCCCAAGUGAUGAAACGGAUGACCCACUGGUACCAAAUGAACCAAAUGAUGAGCAAAAUCCAAUAAGAAAUCCAGGAAAAUCUGGUACAAAACGACCACGUGAUCCAAAUCAACCCUCAGAUGGACGUGAACCAACUGAUCAAGACGAAAAACCUGGCACUAGACAUCCAACCGGAAAAGACAAAAGACCUGAUAAAGAAUCACCAAGUGAUGAAAAGGAUGACCCACUGGAUCCAAACAAAGCAAAUGAUGGGCAAAAGCCAAUAAGAAAUCCCGGAAAAUCUGGUACAAAACGACCACGUGAUCCAAAUCAACCCUCAGAUGGACGUGAACCAACUGAUCAAGACGAAAAACCUGGCACUAGACAUCCAAUCGGAAAAGACAAAAGACCUGAUAAAGAAUCACCAAGUGAUGAAAAGGAUGACCCACUGGAUCCAAACGAAGCAAAUGAUGGGCAAAAGCCAAUAAGAAAUCCUGCAAAAUCUGGUACAAAACGUCCACGUGAUCCAAAUCAACCCUCUGAUGGACGCCAACCAACUGAUCAAGACGAAAAACCUGGCACUAGACAUCCAACCGAAAAAGGCAAAAGACCUGAUAAAGAAUCACCAAGUGAUGAAAAAGAUGACCCACUGGAUCCAAACGAAGCAAAUGAUGGGCAAAAGCCAAUAAGAAAUCCUGGAAAAUCUGGUACAAAACGACCACGUGAUCCAAAUCAACCCUCAGAUGGACGCGAACCAACGGAUCAAGACGAAAAUCCUGGCACUAGACAUCCAACCAGAAAAGACAAAAGACCUGAUAAAGAAUCACCAAGUGAUGAAAAGGAUGACCCACUGGAUCCAAACGAGGCAAAUGAUGGGCAAAAGCCCAUAAGAAAUCCCGGAAAAUCUGGUACAAAACGACCAAGUGAUCCAAAUCAACCCUCUGAUGGACGCGAACCAACUGAUCAAGACGAAAAACCUGGCACUAGACAUCCAACCGGAAAAGGCAAAAGACCUGAUAAAGAAUCACCAAGUGAUGAAAAGGAUGACCCACUGGAUCCAAACGAAGCAAAUGAUGGGCAAAAGCCAAUAAGAAAUCCCGGAAAAUCUGGUACAAAACGACCACGUGAUCCAAAUCAACCCUCAGAUAGACGCAAACCAACUGAUCCAGACAAAAAACCUGCUACUAGAUAUCCAACUAAAAAAGGCGAAAGACCUGGUGAAGAAUCCCCAAGUGAUGAAACGGAUGACCCACUGGUACCAAAUGAACCAAAUGAUGAGCAAAAUCCAAUAAGAAAUCCAGGAAAAUCUGGUACAAAACGACCACGUGAUCCAAAUCAACCCUCAGAUGGACGUGAACCAACUGAUCAAGACGAAAAACCUGGCACUAGACAUCCAAUCGGAAAAGACAAAAGACCUGAUAAAGAAUCACCAAGUGAUGAAAAGGAUGACCCACUGGAUCCAAACGAAGCAAAUGAUGGGCAAAAGCCAAUAAGAAAUCCCGCAAAAUCUGAUACAAAACGUCCACGUGAUCCAAAUCAACCCUCUGAUGGACGCCAACCAACUGAUCAAGACGAAAAACCUGGCACUAGACAUCCAACCGGAAAAGGCAAAAGACCUGAUAAAGAAUCACCAAGUGAUGAAAAGGAUGACCCACUGGAUCCAAACGAAGCAAAUGAUGGGCAAAAGUCAAUAAGAAAUCCCGGAAAAUCUGGUACAAAACGACCACGUGAUCCAAAUCAACCCUCAGAUGGACGUGAACCAACUGAUCAAGACGAAAAACCUGGCACUAGACAUCCAACCGGAAAAGGCAAAAGACCUGAUAAAGAAUCACCAAGUAAUGAAAAGGACGACCCACUGGUUCCAAGCGAAGAAAAUGAUGGGCAAAAGCCAAUAAGAAAUCCCGGAAAAUCUGGUACAAAACGACCACGUGAUCCAAAUCAACCCUCAGAUGGACGUGAACCAACUGAUCAAGACGAAAAACCUGGCACUAGACAUCCAACCGGAAAAGGCACAAGACCUGAUAAAGAAUCACCAAGUGAUGAAAAGGAUGACACACUGGAUCCAAACGAAGCAAAUGAUGGGCAAAAGCCAAUAAGAAAUCCUGGAAAAUCUGGUACAAAACGACCACGUGAUCCAAAUCAACCCUCAGAUGGACGCGAACCAACGGAUCAAGACGAAAAUCCUGGCACUAGACAUCCAACCAGAAAAGACAAAAGACCUGAUAAAGAAUCACCAAGUGAUGAAAAGGAUGACCCACUGGAUCCAAACGAGGCAAAUGAUGGGCAAAAGCCCACAAGAAAUCCCGGAAAAUCUGGUACAAAACGACCACGUGAUCCAAAUCAACCCUCUGAUGGACGCCAACCAACUGAUCAAGACGAAAAACCUGGCACUAGACAUCCAACCGGAAAAGGCAAAAGACCUGAUAAAGAAUCAUUAAGUGAUGAAAAGGAUGACCCACUGGAUCCAAACGAAUCAAAUGAUGGGCAAAAGCCAAUAAGAAAUCCCGGAAAAUCUGGUACAAAACUACCACGUGAUCCAAAUCAACCCUCAGAUAGACGCAAACCAACUGAUCCAGACAAAAAACCUGCUACUAGAUAUCCAACUAAAAAAGGCAAAAUACCUGGUGAAGAAUCCCCAAGUGAUGAAACGGAUGACCCACUGGUACCAAAUGAACCAAAUGAUGGGCAAAAUCCAAUAAGAAAUCCCGCAAAAUCUGGUACAAAACGACCACGUGAUCCAAAUCAACCCUCAGAUGGACGUAAACCAACUGAUCAAGACGAAAAACCUGGCACUAGACAUCCAACCGGAAAAGACAAAAGACCUGAAAAAGAAUCACCAAGUGAUGAAAAGGAUGACCCACUGGAUCCAAACAAAGCAAAUGAUGGGCAAAAGCCCAUAAGAAAUCCCGGAAAAUCUGGUACAAAACGACCACGUGAUCCAAAUCAACCCUCAGAUGGACGUGAACCAACUGAUCAAGACGAAAAACCUGGCACUAGACAUCCAACUGGAAAAGACAAAAGACCUGAUAAAGAAUCACCAAGUGAUGAAAAGGAUGACCCACUGGAUCCAAACGAAGCAAAUGAUGGGCAAAAGCCAAUAAGAAAUCCCGGAAAAUCUGGUACAAAACGACCACGUGAUCCAAAUCAACCCUCAGAUAGACGCAAACCAACUGAUCCAGACAAAAAACCUGCUACUAGAUAUCCAACUAAAAAAGGCGAAAGACCUGGUGAAGAAUCCCCAAGUGAUGAAACGGAUGACCCACUGGUACCAAAUGAACCAAAUGAUGAGCAAAAUCCAAUAAGAAAUCCAGGAAAAUCUGGUACAAAACGACCACGUGAUCCAAAUCAACCCUCAGAUGGACGAGAACCAACUGAUCAAGACGAAAAACCUGGCACUAGACAUCCAAUCGGAAAAGACAAAAGACCUGAUAAAGAAUCACCAAGUGAUGAAAAGGAUGACCCACUGGAUCCAAACGAAGCAAAUGAUGGGCAAAAGCCAAUAAGAAAUCCCGCAAAAUCUGGUACAAAACGUCCACGUGAUCCAAAUCAACCCUCUGAUGGACGCCAACCAACUGAUCAAGAUGAAAAACCUGGCACUAGACAUCCAACCGGAAAAGGCAAAAGACCUGAUAAAGAAUCACCAAGUGAUGAAAAGGAUGACCCACUGGAUCCAAACGAAGCAAAUGAUGGGCAAAAGUCAAUAAGAAAUCCCGGAAAAUCUGGUACAAAACGACCACGUGAUCCAAAUCAACCCUCAGAUGGACGUGAACCAACUGAUCAAGACGAAAAACCUGGCACUAGACAUCCAACCGGAAAAGGCAAAAGACCUGAUAAAGAAUCACCAAGUAAUGAAAAGGACGACCCACUGGUUCCAAGCGAAGAAAAUGAUGGGCAAAAGCCAAUAAGAAAUCCCGGGAAAUCUGGUACAAAACGACCACGUGAUCCAAAUCAACCCUCAGAUGGACGUGAACCAACUGAUCAAGACGAAAAACCUGGCACUAGACAUCCAACCGGAAAAGGCACAAGACCUGAUAAAGAAUCACCAAGUGAUGAAAAGGAUGACACACUGGAUCCAAACGAAGCAAAUGAUGGGCAAAAGCCAAUAAGAAAUCCUGGAAAAUCUGGUACAAAACGACCACGUGAUCCAAAUCAACCCUCAGAUGGACGCGAACCAACGGAUCAAGACGAAAAUCCUGGCACUAGACAUCCAACCAGAAAAGACAAAAGACCUGAUAAAGAAUCACCAAGUGAUGAAAAGGAUGACCCACUGGAUCCAAUCGAGGCAAAUGAUGGGCAAAAGCCCAUACGAAAUUCCGGAAAAUCUGGUACAAAACGACCACGUGAUCCAAAUCAACCCUCUGAUGGACGCCAACCAACUGAUCAAGACGAAAAACCUGGCACUAGACAUCCAACCGGAAAAGGCAAAAGACCUGAUAAAGAAUCAUUAAGUGAUGAAAAGGAUGACCCACUGGAUCCAAACGAAUCAAAUGAUGGGCAAAAGCCAAUAAGAAAUCCCGGAAAAUCUGGUACAAAACUACCACGUGAUCCAAAUCAACCCUCAGAUAGACGCAAACCAACUGAUCCAGACAAAAAACCUGCUACUAGAUAUCCAACUAAAAAAGGCAAAAGACCUGGUGAAGAAUCCCCAAGUGAUGAAACGGAUGACCCACUGGUAGCAAAUGAACCAAAUGAUGGGCAAAAUCCAAUAAGAAAUCCCGCAAAAUCUGGUACAAAACGACCACGUGAUCCAAAUCAACCCUCAGAUGGACGUAAACCAACUGAUCAAGACGAAAAACCUGGCACUAGACAUCCAACCGGAAAAGACAAAAGACCUGAUAAAGAAUCACCAAGUGAUGAAAAGGAUGACCCACUGGAUCCAAACAAAGCAAAUGAUGGGCAAAAGCCAAUAAGAAAUCCCGGAAAAUCUGGUACAAAACGACCACGUGAUCCAAAUCAACCCUCAGAUGGACGUGAACCAACUGAUCAAGACGAAACACCUGGCACUAGACAUCCAACUGGAAAAGACAAAAGACCUGAUAAAGAAUCACCAAGUGAUGAAAAGGAUGACCCACUGGAUCCAAAUGAAGCAAAUGAUGGGCAAAAGCCAAUAAGAAAUCCCGGAAAAUCUGGUACAAAACGACCACGUGAUACAAAUCAACCCUCAGAUGGACGCGAACCAACGGAUCAAGACGAAAAUCCUGGCACUAGACAUCCAACCGGAAAAGACAAAAGACCUGAUAAAGAAUCACCAAGUGAUGAAAAGGAUGACCCACUGGAUCCAAACAAAGCAAAUGAUGGGCAAAAGCCAAUAAGAAAUCCCGGAAAAUCUGGUACAAAACGACCACGUGUUCCAAAUCAACCCUCAGAUGGACGUGAACCAACUGAUCAAGACGAAAAACCUGGCACUAGACAUCCAACCGUAAAAGACAAAAGACCUGAUAAAGAAUCACCAAGUGAUGAAAAGGAUGACCCACUGGAUCCAAACAAAGCAAAUGAUGGGCAAAAGCCAAUAAGAAAUCCCGGAAAAUCUGGUACAAAACGACCACGUGAUCCAAAUCAACCCUCAGAUAGACGCAAACCAACUGAUCCAGACAAAAAACCUGCUACUAGAUAUCCAACUAAAAAAGGCGAAAGACCUGGUGAAGAAUCCCCAAGUGAUGAAACGGAUGACCCACUGGUACCAAAUGAACCAAAUGAUGAGCAAAAUCCAAUAAGAAAUCCAGGAAAAUCUGGUACAAAACGACCACGUGAUCCAAAUCAACCCUCAGAUGGACGAGAACCAACUGAUCAAGACGAAAAACCUGGCACUAGACAUCCAAUCGGAAAAGACAAAAGACCUGAUAAAGAAUCACCAAGUGAUGAAAAGGAUGACCCACUGGAUCCAAACGAAGCAAAUGAUGGGCAAAAGCCAAUAAGAAAUCCCGCAAAAUCUGGUACAAAACGUCCACGUGAUCCAAAUCAACCCUCUGAUGGACGCCAACCAACUGAUCAAGACGAAAAACCUGGCACUAGACAUCCAACCGGAAAAGGCAAAAGACCUGAUAAAGAAUCACCAAGUGAUGAAAAGGAUGACCCACUGGAUCCAAACGAAGCAAAUGAUGGGCAAAAGUCAAUAAGAAAUCCCGGAAAAUCUGGUACAAAACGACCACGUGAUCCAAAUCAACCCUCAGAUGGACGUGAACCAACUGAUCAAGACGAAAAACCUGGCACUAGACAUCCAACCGGAAAAGGCAAAAGUCCUGAUAAAGAAUCACCAAGUAAUGAAAAGGACGACCCACUGGUUCCAAGCGAAGAAAAUGAUGGGCAAAAGCCAAUAAGAAAUCCCGGGAAAUCUGGUACAAAACGACCACGUGAUCCAAAUCAACCCUCAGAUGGACGUGAACCAACUGAUCAAGACGAAAAACCUGGCACUAGACAUCCAACCGGAAAAGGCACAAGACCUGAUAAAGAAUCACCAAGUGAUGAAAAGGAUGACACACUGGAUCCAAACGAAGCAAAUGAUGGGCAAAAGCCAAUAAGAAAUCCUGGAAAAUCUGGUACAAAACGACCACGUGAUCCAAAUCAACCCUCAGAUGGACGCGAACCAACGGAUCAAGACGAAAAUCCUGGCACUAGACAUCCAACCAGAAAAGACAAAAGACCUGAUAAAGAAUCACCAAGUGAUGAAAAGGAUGACCCACUGGAUCCAAUCGAGGCAAAUGAUGGGCAAAAGCCCAUAAGAAAUCCCGGAAAAUCUGGUACAAAACGACCACGUGAUCCAAAUCAACCCUCUGAUGGACGCCAACCAACUGAUCAAGACGAAAAAUCUGGCACUAGACAUCCAACCGGAAAAGGCAAAAGACCUGAUAAAGAAUCAUUAAGUGAUGAAAAGGAUGACCCACUGGAUCCAAACGAAUCAAAUGAUGGGCAAAAGCCAAUAAGAAAUCCCGGAAAAUCUGGUACAAAACUACCACGUGAUCCAAAUCAACCCUCAGAUAGACGCAAACCAACUGAUCCAGACAAAAAACCUGCUACUAGAUAUCCAACUAAAAAAGGCAAAAGACCUGGUGAAGAAUCCCCAAGUGAUGAAACGGAUGACCCACUGGUACCAAAUGAACCAAAUGAUGGGCAAAAUCCAAUAAGAAAUCCCGCAAAAUCUGGUACAAAACGACCACGUGAUCCAAAUCAACCCUCAGAUGGACGUAAACCAACUGAUCAAGACGAAAAACCUGGCACUAGACAUCCAACCGGAAAAGACAAAAGACCUGAUAAAGAAUCACCAAGUGAUGAAAAGGAUGACCCACUGGAUCCAAACAAAGCAAAUGAUGGGCAAAAGCCAAUAAGAAAUCCCGGAAAAUCUGGUACAAAACGACCACGUGAUCCAAAUCAACCCUCAGAUGGACGUGAACCAACUGAUCAAGACGAAACACCUGGCACUAGACAUCCAACUGGAAAAGACAAAAGACCUGAUAAAGAAUCACCAAGUGAUGAAAAGGAUGACCCACUGGAUCCAAAUGAAUCAAAUGAUGGGCAAAAGCCAAUAAGAAAUCCCGGAAAAUCUGGUACAAAACGACCACGUGAUCCAAAUCAACCCUCAGAUGGACGCGAACCAACGGAUCAAGACGAAAAUCCUGGCACUAGACAUCCAACCGGAAAAGACAAAAGACCUGAUAAAGAAUCACCAAGUGAUGAAAAGGAUGACCCACUGGAUCCAAACAAAGCAAAUGAUGGGCAAAAGCCAAUAAGAAAUCCCGGAAAAUCUGGUACAAAACGACCACGUGUUCCAAAUCAACCCUCAGAUGGACGUGAACCAACUGAUCAAGACGAAAAACCUGGCACUAGACAUCCAACCGUAAAAGACAAAAGACCUGAUAAAGAAUCACCAAGUGAUGAAAAGGAUGACCCACUGGAUCCAAACAAAGCAAAUGAUGGGCAAAAGCCAAUAAGAAAUCCCGGAAAAUCUGGUACAAAACGUCCACGUGAUCCAAAUCAACCCUCUGAUGGACGCCAACCAACUGAUCAAGACGAAAAACCUGGCACUAGACAUCCAACCGGAAAAGGCAAAAGACCUGAUAAAGAAUCACCAAGUGAUGAAAAGGAUGACCCACUGGAUCCAAACGAAGCAAAUGAUGGGCAAAAGCCAAUAAGAAAUCCCGGAAAAUCUGGUACAAAACGACCACGUGAUCCAAAUCAACCCUCAGAUGGACGUGAACCAACUGAUCAAGACGAAAAACCUGGCACUAGACAUCCAAUCGGAAAAGACAAAAGACCUGAUAAAGAAUCACCAAGUGAUGAAAAGGAUGACCCACUGGAUCCAAACGAAGCAAAUGAUGGGCAAAAGCCAAUAAGAAAUCCCGCAAAAUCUGGUACAAAACGUCCACGUGAUCCAAAUCAACCCUCUGAUGGACGCCAACCAACUGAUCAAGACGAAAAACCUGGCACUAGACAUCCAACCGGAAAAGGCAAAAGACCUGAUAAAGAAUCACCAAGUGAUGAAAAGGAUGACCCACUGGAUCCAAACGAAGCAAAUGAUGGGCAAAAGUCAAUAAGAAAUCCCGGAAAAUCUGGUACAAAACGACCACGUGAUCCAAAUCAACCCUCAGAUGGACGUGAACCAACUGAUCAAGACGAAAAACCUGGCACUAGACAUCCAACCGGAAAAGGCAAAAGACCUGAUAAAGAAUCACCAAGUAAUGAAAAGGACGACCCACUGGUUCCAAGCGAAGAAAAUGAUGGGCAAAAGCCAAUAAGAAAUCCCGGAAAAUCUGGUACAAAACGACCACGUGAUCCAAAUCAACCCUCAGAUGGACGUGAACCAACUGAUCAAGACGAAAAACCUGGCACUAGACAUCCAACCGGAAAAGGCACAAGACCUGAUAAAGAAUCACCAAGUGAUGAAAAGGAUGACCCACUGGAUCCAAACGAAGCAAAUGAUGGGCAAAAGCCAAUAAGAAAUCCUGGAAAAUCUGGUACAAAACGACCACGUGAUCCAAAUCAACCCUCAGAUGGACGCGAACCAACGGAUCAAGACGAAAAUCCUGGCACUAGACAUCCAACCAGAAAAGACAAAAGACCUGAUAAAGAAUCACCAAGUGAUGAAAAGGAUGAUCCACUGGAUCCAAACGAAGCAAAUGAUGGGCAAAAGCCAAUAAGAAAUCCCGGCAAAUCUGGUACAAAACGACCACGUGAUCCAAAUCAACCCUCAGAUAGACGCAAACCAACUGAUCCAGACAAAAAACCUGCUACUAGAUAUCCAACUAAAAAAGGCGAAAGACCUGGUGAAGAAUCCCCAAGUGAUGAAAAGGAUGACCCACUGGAUCCAAACGAAGCAAAUGAUGGGCAAAAGCCAAUAAGAAAUCCCGGAAUAUCUGGUACAAAACGACCACGUGAUCCAAAUCAACCCUCAGAUGGACACGAACCAACGGAUCAAGACGAAAAUCCUGGCACUAGACAUCCAACCGGAAAAGACAAAAGACCUGAUAAAGAAUCGCCAAGUGAUGAAAAGGAUGACCCACUGGAUCCAAACAAAGCAAAUGAUGGGCAAAAGCCAAUAAGAAAUCCCGGAAAAUCUGGUACAAAACGACCACGUGUUCCAAAUCAACCCUCAGAUGGACGUGAACCAAAUGAUCAAGACGAAAAACCUGGCACUAGACAUCCAACCGGAAAAGACAAAAGACCUGAUAAAGAAUCACCAAGUGAUGAAAAGGAUGACCCACUGGAUCCAAACGAAGCAAAUGAUGGGCAAAAGCCAAUAAGAAAUCCCGGAAAAUCUGGUACAAAACGUCCACGUGAUCCAAAUCAACCCUCAGAUGGACGCCAACCAACUGAUCAAGACGAAAAACCUGGCACUAGACAUCCAACCGGAAAAGGCAAAAGACCUGAUAAAGAAUCACCAAGUGAUGAAAAGGAUGACCCACUGGAUCCAAACGAAGCAAAUGAUGGGCAAAAGCCAAUAAGAAAUACUGGAAAAUCUGGUACAAAACGACCACGUGAUCCAAAUCAACCCUCAGAUGGACGCGAACCAACGGAUCAAGACGAAAAUCCUGGCACUAGACAUCCAACCAGAAAAGACAAAAGACCUGAUAAAAAAUCACCAAGUGAUGAAAAGGAUGACCCACUGGAUCCAAACGAGGCAAAUGAUGGGCAAAAGCCAAUAAGAAAUCCCGCAAAAUCUGGUACAAAACGACCACGUGAUCCAAAUCAACCCUCAGAUGGACGUAAACCAACUGAUCAAGACGAAAAACCUGGCACUAGACAUCCAACCGGAAAAGACAAAAGACCUGAUAAAGAAUCACCAAGUGAUGAAAAGGAUGACCCACUGGAUCCAAACAAAGCAAAUGAUGGGCAAAAGCCAAUAAGAAAUCCCGGAAAAUCUGGUACAAAACGACCACGUGAUCCAAAUCAACCCUCAGAUAGACGCAAACCAACUGAUCCAGACAAAAAACCUGCUACUAGAUAUCCAACUAAAAUAGGCGAAAGACCUGGUGAAGAAUCCCCAAGUGAUGAAACGGAUGACCCACUGGUACCAAAUGAACCAAAUGAUGGGCAAAAUCCAAUAAGAAAUCCCGGAAAAUCUGGUACAAAACGACCACGUGAUCCAAAUCAACCCUCAGAUGGACGUGAACCAACUGAUCAAGACGAAAAACCUGGCACUAGACAUCCAACCGGAAAAGACAAAAGACCUGAUAAAGAAUCACCAAGUGAUGAAAAGGAUGACCCACUGGAUCCAAACAAAGCAAAUGAUGGGCAAAAGCCAAUAAGAAAUCCCGGAAAAUCUGGUACAAAACGACCACGUGAUCCAAAUCAACCCUCAGAUGGACUUCAACCAACUGAUCAAGACGAAAAACCUGGCACUAGACAUCCAACCGGAAAAGACAAAAGACCUGACAAAGAAUCACCAAGUGAUGAAAAGGAUGACCCACUGGAUCCAAACGAAGCAAAUGAUGGGCAAAAGCCAAUAAGAAAUCCCGCAAAAUCUGGUACAAAACGUCCACGUGAUCCAAAUCAACCCUCUGAUGGACGCCAACCAACUGAUCAAGACGAAAAACCUGGCACUAGACAUCCAACCGGAAAAGACAAAAGACCUGAUAAAGAAUCACCAAGUGAUGAAAAGGAUGACCCACUGGAUCCAAACGAAGCAAAUGAUGGGCAAAAGCCAAUAAGAAAUCCCGGAAAAUCUGGUACAAAACGUCCACGUGACCCAAAUCAACCCUCUGAUGGACGCCAACCAAUUGAUCAAGACGAAAAACCUGGCACUAGACAUCCAUCCGGAAAAGGCAAAAGACCUGAUAAAGAAUCACCAAGUAAUGAAAAGGAUGACCCACUGGUUCCAAACGAAGAAAAUGAUGGGCAAAAGCCAAUAAGAAAUCCCGGAAAAUCUGGUACAAAACGACCACGUGAUCCAAAUCAACCCUCAGAUGGACGUGAACCAACUGAUCAAGACGAAAAACCUGGCACUAGACAUCCAACCGGAAAAGGCAAAAGACCUGAUAAAGAAUCACCAAGUAAUGAAAAGGACGACCCACUGGUUCCAAACGAAGAAAAUGAUGGGCAAAAGCCAAUAAGAAAUCGCGGAAAAUCUGGUACAAAACGACCACGUGAUCCAAAUCAACCCUCAGAUGGACGUGAACCAACUGAUCAAGACGAAAAACCUGGCACUAGACAUCCAACCGGAAAAGGCAAAAGACCUGAUAAAGAAUCACCAAGUGAUGAAAAGGAUGACCCACUGGAUCCAAACGAAGCAAAUGAUGGGCAAAAGUCAAUAAGAAAUCCUGUAAAAUCUGGUACAAAACGACCACGUGAUCCAAAUCAACCCUCAGAUGGACGCGAACCAACGGAUCAAGACGAAAAUCCUGGCACUAGACAUCCAACCAGAAAAGACAAAAGACCUGAUAAAGAAUCACCAAGUGAUGAAAAGGAUGACCCACUGGAUCCAAACGAGGCAAAUGAUGGGCAAAAGCCCAUAAGAAAUCCCGGAAAAUCUGGUACAAAACGACCACGUGAUCCAAAUCAACCCUCUGAUGGACGCCAACCAACUGAUCAAGACGAAAAACCUGGCACUAGACAUCCAACCGGAAAAGACAAAAGACCUGAUAAAGAAUCACCAAGUGAUGAAAAGGAUGACCCACUGGAUCCAAACGAAGCAAAUGAUGGGCAAAAGCCAAUAAGAAAUCCCGGAAAAUCUGGUACAAAACUACCCCGUGAUCCAAAUCAACCCUCAGAUAGACGCAAACCAACUGAUCCAGACAAAAAACCUGCUACUAGAUAUCCAACUAAAAAAGGCAAAAGACCUGGUGAAGAAUCCCCAAGUGAUGAAACGGAUGACCCACUGGUACCAAAUGAACCACAUGAUGGGCAAAAUCCAAUAAGAAAUCCCGCAAAAUCUGGUACAAAACGACCACGUGAUCCAAAUCAACCCUCAGAUGGACGUGAACCAACUGAUCAAGACGAAAAACCUGGCACUAGACAUCCAACCGGAAAAGACAAAAGACCUGAUAAAGAAUCACCAAGUGAUGAAAAGGAUGACCCACUGGAUCCAAACAAAGCAAAUGAUGGGCAAAAGCCAAUAAGAAAUCCCGGAAAAUCUGGUACAAAACGACCACGUGAUCCAAAUCAACCCUCAGAUGGACCUGAACCAACUGAUCAAGACGAAAAACCUGGCACUAGACAUCCAACCGGAAAAGGCAAAAGACCUGAUAAAGAAUCACCAAGUAAUGAAAAGGACGACCCACUGGUUCCAAACGAAGAAAAUGAUGGGCAAAAGCCAAUAAGAAAUCCCAGAAAAUCUGGUACAAAACGGCCACGUGAUCCAAAUCAACCCUCAGAUGGACGUGAACCAACUGAUCAAGACGAAAAACCUGGCACUAGACAUCCAACCGGAAAAGGCAAAAGACCUGAUAAAGAAUCACCAAGUGAUGAAAAGGAUGACCCACUGGAUCCAAACGAAGCAAAUGAUGGGCAAAAGCCAAUAAGAAAUCCUGGAAAAUCCGGUACAAAACGACCACGUGAUCCAAAUCAACCCUCAGAUGGACGCGAACCAACGGAUCAAGACGAAAAUCCUGGCACUAGACAUCCAACCAGAAAAGACAAAAGACCUGAUAAAGAAUCACCAAGUGAUGAAAAGGAUGACCCACUGGAUCCAAACGAGGCAAAUGAUGGGCAAAAGCCCAUAAGAAAUCCCGGAAAAUCUGGUACAAAACGACCACGUGAUCCAAAUCAACCCUCUGAUGGACGCGAACCAACUGAUCAAGACGAAAAACCUGGCACUAGACAUCCAACCGGAAAAGGCAAAAGACCGGAUGAAGAAUCACCAAGUGAUGAAAAGGAUGACCCACUGGAUCCAAACGAGGCAAAUGAUGGGCAAAAGCCCAUAAGAAAUCCCGGAAAAUCUGGUACAAAACGACCACGUGAUCAUAAUCAACCCUCUGAUGGAAGCGAACCAACUGAUCAAGACGAAAAACCUGGCACUAGACAUCCAACCGGAAAAGGCAAAAGACCGGAUAAAGAAUCACCAAGUGAUGAAAAGGAUGACCCACUGGAUCCAAACAAAGCAAAUGAUGGGCAAAAGCCAAUAAGAAAUCCCGGAAAAUCUGGUACAAAACGACCACGUGAUCCAAAUCAACCCUCAGAUAGACGCAAACCAACUGAUCCAGGCAAAAAACCUGCUACUAGAUAUCCAACUAAAAAAGGCGAAAGACCUGGUGAAGAAUCCCCAAGUGAUGAAAAGGAUGACCCACUGGAUCCAAACGAAGCAAAUGAUGGGCAAAAGCCAAUAAGAAAUCCCGGAAAAUCUGGUACAAAACGACCACGUGAUCCAAAUCAACCCUCAGAUGGACACGAACCAACGGAUCAAGACGAAAAUCCUGGCACUAGACAUCCAACCAGAAAAGACAAAAGACCUGAUAAAGAAUCACCAAGUAAUGAAAAGGACGACCCACUGGUUCCAAACAAAGCAAAUGAUGGCGAAAAGCCAAUAAGAAAUCCUGGAAAAUCUGGUACAAAACGACCACGUGAUCCAAAUCAACCCUCAGAUGGACGUGAACCUACCAUUUCAGAUAAAAGACCUGCCACUAGAUAUCCAACUAGAAAAGGCGAAAGACCUGGUGAAGAAUCAACAAGUGAUGAAAAGGAUGACCCACUGAUUCCAAACAAAGCAAAUGAUGGGCAAAAGCCAAUAAGAAAUCCCAAAAAACCUGAAACUAAAAAGCCAACCAGAAAAUACAUAAAAACAAGUAAAGAAUCAACAAGUGAUGAAGAGGAGGACCUACUGGAUACAAACAAACCAAAAGAUGGUCGAAGUCCAAUUGGAAAACCCCAAAAUCCUGGUAGAAAACUACCACACAAUCCAAAUCAACCUUUAGAUGGACGUAAACCAACUGAUCAAGACGAAAAACCUGGCACUAGACAUCCAACCGGAAAAGACAAAAGACCUGAUAAAGAAACACCAAGUGAUGAAAAUGAUGACCCACUGGAUCCAAAUGAAGCAAAUAAUGGGCAAAAGCCAAUAAGAAAUCCUGGAAAAUAUGGUACAAAACGACCACGUGACCCAAAUCAACCCUCAGGUGGACGCAAGCCAACUGAUUCAGACAAAAGAACUGGCUCUAGACCUUCAACUGGAAAAAACAAAAGACUUGAUGAAGACUCACAAUGUGAUGAAGAGGAGAAGCCACUGGAUCCAAGCGAACCAAAUCUUUGGCGAAGGCCUUCUAGAAAACCUCAAAAAACUGGUACUAUGCAACCAGUAAGUGAUGACCUAAAUCCUGAUGAGAAGCCCAGUAUUAGGCAGCCAGCUAGAAAAUAUAAACACCAAAUACAGCCUGGGCAAGUAUUGAAAAGGAUCAAUCAAUGGAUCCAAGCCAACCAACCUAUACAUCGAACACCAUCAGGUGAACCCAAAAGACCUGGUGAGCAAACUGUGGGUAAUGAUCAAACACCUGAUGACAUCUUGCCAUCUGGUAUUAAACCUACACAAGAUGCAUAUCAACCUUUAGAUGGACGUAGACCAUAUUAUCCAAAGAGGAAACCUGGUGGACAGCUAAGCAGAAAGGACCAAAGACCAGGUGAAGACUCGCCAAGUAAUGAUGAGGAGCUGCCACGGAUUCCAAACAAACCAACAGAUGAGUUAAGGGCAACUGGUAAACCCAAAAGAUUUGGUAGCAAGCAACCUGUAGAUGGUGAUCUAAGACCAAAGAAAAAGUUUCUGCCUCAUUUAAAAGAGUUAUAUGACUUAAAUAUACUGUUAGGCAGAAGCAAAGCAAAAGAUCCAAACACUAUUAGUCAGCCAAAGAUCAAAGAUGAUAUGAGGAUUGGUAAAAUGCUGAAGAUGAUAAAUGACUGGGUCCAAACCAAUUUACUUAAGGAAAAAAGGCAAACUGGUGAACCUGAAAGUCCUAGUACAAAGCAUUCUCUAGGUGAUGAUGAAAAAUUUCUGCCUGGUGCCAACCAGCCACAUUAUCCUAAUCAGCCCUCAGGUAGACACACACCAACUUAUCCAAAAUAUAAACCUGGUACUAGACAGCGUAUCAAUAAGAUUAAAGACCUGAUAAAAAUUAACCAAAUUUUAAAGUUGAUCAGACACUUGAUCCAAGCCACUCAUCUAACGAGGCAAAGUCCAACUGACAAACCAAAAAGACCUAGUACUGUAAGCGAUGAUUCAGGACUUGAUGAAAAGUUGCAAUCUAGUGGAGAACAGCCACGUGAUCCAAAUCAACCCUCAGAUGGACGCAAACUAAAUGAUCCAAAGGACAGUCUUGAUACUAGGCAUUCAACCAGAAAGGGCCAAAGGCCGGAAGACUCUCCAACUGAUGACGAGGAGCAGCAACUGGAUCCAAAUCAUCCAACUAAGGUAAUUGGAUCCUGUUCAACUACUGCCAGAGAUCUUCAGGAAUCAAUUUCAAUUGUUCAAUGUCCAGCUGAGUGCCAGGUGAACGGAGGAAGUGUUUGGGGAACCGGUGACUACACAGAUGAUUCCUCAAUAUGUAAAGCAGCUAUCCAUGCUGGAUUACUGGGUAAUAAUGGAGGACUGGUGACAGUGAAACAAACACCUGGACAACAGAGUUACAGUGGAUCAGAAAAGAAUGGAGUCAAAACAAGCAAUUAUGGAUCUUGGUCUGGGUCAUUUGUAUUCCAUGGUUCUUCAAAACCACCAACUCUUGAACCUACAGAAGUACAGACCCAAAAACAACCAGUAAUUGGAACCUGUUCAACUACUGCCAGAGAUCUUCAGGAAUCAAUUGCAAUUGUUCAAUGUCCAGCUGAGUGCCAGGUGAACGGAGGAAGUGUUUGGGGAACCAAUGACUACACAGAUGAUUCCUCAAUAUGUAAAGCAGCUAUCCAUGCUGGAAUUCUGGGUAAUAAUGGAGGACUGGUGACAGUGGAACAAACACCUGGACAAAAGAGUUACAGUGGAUCAGAAAAGAAUGGAGUCGAAACAAGCAAUUAUGGAUCUUGGUCUGGGUCAUUUGUAUUCCAUGGUUCUUCAAAACCACCAACUCCUGAACCUACAGAAGUACCGACCCAAAAACCACCAGUAAUUGGAUCCUGUUCAACUACUGCCAGAGAUCUUCAGGAAUCAAUUUCAAUUGUUCAAUGUCCAGCCGAGUGCCAGGUGAACGGAGGAAGUGUUUGGGGAACCGGUGACUACACAGAUGAUUCUUCAAUAUGUAAAGCAGCUAUCCAUGCUGGAAUUCUGGGUAAUAAUGGAGGACUGGUGACAGUGAAACAAACACCUGGACAACAGAGUUACAGUGGAUCAGAAAAGAAUGGAGUCGAAACAAGCAAUUAUGGAUCUUGGUCUGGGUCAUUUGUAUUCCAUGGUUCUUCAAAACCACCAACUCCUGAACCUACAGAAGUACCGACCCAAAAACCACCAGUAAUUGGAUCCUGUUCAACUAGUGCCAGAGAUCUUCAGGAAUCAAUUGCAAUUGUUCAAUGUCCAGCUGAGUGCCAGGUGAACGGAGGAAGUGUUUGGGGAACCAAUGACUACACAGAUGAUUCCUCAAUAUGUAAAGCAGCUAUCCAUGCUGGAUUACUGGGUAAUAAUGGAGGACUGGUGACAGUGGAACAAACACCUGGACAACAGAGUUACAGUGGAUCAGAAAAGAACGGAGUCAAAACAAGCAAUUAUGGAUCUUGGUCUGGGUCAUUUGUAUUCCAUGGUUCUUCAAAACCACCAACUCUUGAACCUACAGAAGUACCGACCCAAAAACCACCAGUAAUUGCAUCCUGUUCAACUACUGCCAGAGAUCUUCAGGAAUCAAUUGCAAUUGUUCAAUGUCCAGCUGAGUGCCAGGUGAACGGAGGAAGUGUUUGGGGAACCAAUGACUACACAGAUGAUUCCUCAAUAUGUAAAGCAGCUAUCCAUGCUGGAUUACUGGGUAAUAAUGGAGGACUGGUGACAGUGGAACAAACACCUGGACAACAGAGUUACAGUGGAUCAGAAAAGAAUGGAGUCGAAACAAGCAAUUAUGGAUCUUGGUCUGGGUCAUUUGUAUUCCAUGGUUCUUCAAAACCACCAACUCCUGAACCUACAGAAGUACCGACCCAAAAACCACCAGUAAUUGCAUCCUGUUCAACUACUGCCAGAGAUCUUCAGGAAUCAAUUGCAAUUGUUCAAUGUCCAGCUGAGUGCCAGGUGAACGGAGGAAGUGUUUGGGGAACCAAUGACUACACAGAUGAUUCCUCAAUAUGUAAAGCAGCUAUCCAUGCUGGAUUACUGGGUAAUAAUGGAGGACUGGUGACAGUGGAACAAACACCUGGACAACAGAGUUACAGUGGAUCAGAAAAGAAUGGAGUCGAAACAAGCAGUUAUGGAUCUUGGUCUGGGUCAUUUGUAUUCCAUGGUUCUUCAAAACCACCAACUCCUGAACCUACAGAAGUACCGACCCAAAAACCACCAGUAAUUGGAUCCUGUUCAACUACUGCCAGAGAUCUUCAGGAAUCAAUUGCAAUUGUUCAAUGUCCAGCCGAGUGCCAGGUGAACGGAGGAAGUGUUUGGGGAACGGGUGACUACACAGAUGAUUCCUCAAUAUGUAAAGCAGCUAUCCAUGCUGGAUUACUGGGUAAUAAUGGAGGACUGGUGACAGUGGAACAAACACCUGGACAACAGAGUUACAGUGGAUCAGAAAAGAAUGGAGUCGAAACAAGCAAUUAUGGAUCUUGGUCUGGGUCAUUUGUAUUCCAUGGUUCUUCAAAACCACCAACUCCUGAACCUACAGAAGUACUGACCCAAAAAACACCAGAAGUGAAUGUGGAUAUUAACGUUGUAGAUGAAAUAAAUGUGUAUAUUAACUCUUCAGAAGAAGUGAAUGUGGAUAUUAACGUUGUAGAUGAAGUGAAUGUGGAUAUUAACUCUUCAGAAGAAGUGAAUGUGGAUAUUAACGUUGUAGAUGAAGUGAAUGUGUAUAUUAACUCUUCAGAAGAAGUGAAUGUGGAUAUUAACGUUGUAGAUGAAGUGAAUGUGGAUAUUAACUCUUCAGAAGAAGUGAAUGUGGAUAUUAACGUUGUAGAUGAAGUGAAUGUGGAUAUUAAUGUUGUAGAUGAAGUGAAUGUGGAUAUUAACUCUUCAGAAGAAGUGAAUGUGGACUCUUCAGAAGAAGUGAAUGUGGAUAUUAACAUUGUAGAUGAAGUGAAUGUGGAUAUUAACUCUUCAGAAGAAGUGAAUGUGGAUGUUAACUCUUCAGAAGAAGUGAAUUUGGAUUUUAACUCAGUAGCUGGGAACGGGGAUAUGAUCUCUGGAGGAGGAAUAAGUAUGGGUGUAAACUUCGGAGCUGGAAACUGGGAUAUGAUCCCUGGAGGAGGAAUGAAUGUGGGUGCAAACUUCGGAGCUGGAACGCAAUUUGAUGCAACCUCACAAACAGGAAUGGGUUUUGGUGUUAAUUCUGGAGCUGGAAUGAACUGGGGUGCAAACUCAGGAGCAGGAAUGAACAUGGGUGGAGCCGGAAUGGGUUUUGGUGGUAAUUCUGGAGCUGGUAUGAAUUGGAAUGCAAAACAAGGAACAGGAAAUAAACAGCAAAUGGGACAAAUACAAACAGGAAACAAACAGGGAAUGGGACUUCCACCAGCCGGAAACAAACAGGGAAUGGGACUUCCACCAGCAGGAAACAAACAGGGAAUGGGACUUCCAUCAGGAGGAAACAAACAGGGAAUGGGACUUCCACCAGCAGGAAACAAAUGGGAAAUUGGAUUUCCACCUGCAGGAAACAAACAGGGAAUGGGACUUCCAUCAGGAGGAAAUAAACAGGGAAUGGGACUUCCAUCAGGAGGUUCCAAAGUAUAUGGAAAUCCAUUGCAAGGCAAAGCACAGACAUCAAAAGGACAAUUUCCUAAUCGUCGGGGUUAAACAAUCCACAUUUUGAAAUCUGAACUAUUGCUGUAGGUAUUAGAAAAAUGUGCUUUUUGAAUUGGACAGUGUUGCUUGCAUUUUAAACAGAACAGAUCUCUUUAUAAAAUGUCUGUAAUAUGCGCCUUACCAUAAAAAACUAUUGCCUGGCUCAAAAUAUUAAGCUUUGCUUUUGCAAUGCCCUUGCUGGUGGAAAUAAAAGCUAAAUGACGAUACAA